GUACUUCAAUAGAAAAUUAGUUUUUUGUAGCAUUUUACGGAAAUAGUGUUGAGAUCGGUUUGGUAUUUUAUGUGAAGUAGUCUUGUUUCAUGAAAAGAACAUCGUAUUUUGUUUGAAAGAUUACAAUUUUUAUGAUGAUUUCCGACGUAAAUUUUAUUUAUUUGUAUUUUAUUUGCUUGAUAAAUGUUGUGUGGGCUUCAAGUUGUGAGCAUGACAGUUGUGUUAUUGAUGCAGCAAAUAAACGAAACAUUCGCAACGAACGUGCACUUUUAUUUCCACCAUCGAGUACAAUUGGUAUUCUUGCCGCAAUUGCCGUUCCGUUGGAUGAUCGAAAGAAUGUAUUUCUUUCUUAUAACUUUGAAGCUAAUUAUAAUAGCCCAUUUAGAGGUUCGGACUAUAUACCGGGGCCACUCGAUCGGUUACAAAUAGAACGUUCAUUUGGCACUGGAGCCAACAAUUCAAACGCAAAUGCUAAAUCUCAAACUGAAAAUAAUUUUGAAAGUGAAGAAUCGAACGAAACGAUCUCAAUGACCGAAACCACUGCAUCACCAAAGGCAAGGAGGAGUUUAAUUACUAGGACCAAUAUUUACAAAACGAUUGAACGGAAAUUGAACGCAGCUGGAUACAAUGGUCACGAUUGUUUGUUGCGUGCCAUAUGUGAUGCUGCCGAUAUUCCGCUUGGUUUACACAAUGGCGUUCUAGGAGAUUUAAUGCACAUUAUUUUCACGCCAUCAUCAUCGGCAAAAGAGAAUAUUCUGUACGAUUUUUACGAUGCCGAAAUGCACGGAAUGCUCAAUAUGUGCAAACGUUAUAGCAAGAAUUGUCCAGAGAGUAUAUUGGAUUGGAUCAGUCUAUUUGAAAAAGGAUUCAAUGCAAAUCACUGUAUUUUAAAAGCAAUAUGCGAAACGGCACAAUAUCAGUUUGGCAAUGAAAAUGGACUGCUCGGCGAUAUCAUUCAUAUUUUGUUCACGCCGACGACGUCAAAAAAUGAAGGCCUUCCGACAAGAUUCUACGAAGCAGAAAUGAAUGGCCAAUUGAAUUUAUCCGCCAUUCCAUUUUUGUUAGGAGUAGUUAUAAGUUGCGUCAAUUUGCGUCACAAAUAUUUUAUUCGGACAAAAAUGGAGCGAAAUAUUUUUAAUUUGGUUUUGAUUUUGUUAUUUAUUGAGAUGCACGAAAUUUCAAGUUCAAUUGAACAAUCACGGCAAAAACGGGUCAUUCCAACCCCAUAUUCGCCGUUUCAAACAAUGUUUUCGCUUAGUGUUGGCCUGGCUAUUCCAGUUGAUAAUGGUCGCGGCGAUAUAUUUAUGUCACUUUGCGUUCAAUCGAACUUUAAUCAACCAACUUUUUCACCAUUGGAGCCGCCACUAUUUCAAACGAUCCAUGGUGAUCAGGACGAAAGGAAAUUGAAAAAGGCGGAUUUCAAAGAUGGAUCCGACGAUGAAACAAUAAAAACAAAACAAAACGAAAAAAAUGAAAAACCACCGGAAAUAUUUAAAAAGUUGCUGGACACCACAACACGUAAAAAAUUCUUCAAAUUGCUUGAGCAUAAAUUGAAAAUAUAUGGCUUUAACGGUGAAUCAUGCCUAUUGAAAGCAAUUUGUGAAGCAUCCAGCCAUUUAUACGGCAAAUACAAUGGCGUCGUUGGUGAUAUUGUACAUAUCCUUUUUUCGCCAUCAACUUCUAGAGAUGAGGAUUUACCUUUUGCUUAUUACAAAGCGGAACAACAUGGCAACGCUGGAAGAUAUACUAGUUUUCAGUUAGAAACUUCGAAUUAUUGA
Molecule: messenger RNA, 1778 nt
Organism: Contarinia nasturtii (swede midge)
Lineage: Eukaryota; Metazoa; Arthropoda; Insecta; Diptera; Cecidomyiidae
Exons: 13
Coding region: 132-1778 (548 amino acids)
Source: RefSeq, a predicted model, not a curated record